AUGACCACCACCCAAAACACUCAGGUCGAAGACCACUUCAACAAUUGGCCCAACGUUCAAGGCUUCGAUGCCAAUUACGAAGUCAAAGACCCCGUCGAACUCCCAGUGGAGGGUAUCAUUCCUGCCUACACGGCUGGCACGCUGUACCGCACCGGGCCAGGAAGUUACAAAGUUGACACUGAGCAGGGCGAGACGGUCGAACUCAGCUACUGGUUCGAUGGAUACAGUCAAACCCAUCGCUUUCAGCUCGUCGCCCCUGACGCCGACCAGCCCCUGCGUGUCUACUACAAUUCUCGCUUCUCGGUAGACCGCCUGAUCGAAGAAACCCGCAAGUCAGGGAGCCUGAAACCGACCACCUUCGGGCAGAAGCGCGAUCCCUGCAAAGCCGUCUACAACAAGGUUCAGACCGAAUACGAGCCAGCCAGCCAGUCUACUCCCCCUCACCCCGCCGCCGUGAACGUUGGGGUCACUUUAUCGGUCAACAUGCCCGGCCUGGGGACCGAGACCAGUGACCGCUGGGACACAUCCACGGGGAUCAAGACCCUGUGGGCCAAGACCGACUACAACAUCUUCAAGCAGCUGGACCCUGUCACCCUCGAGCCCAUCGGUCUCGCCCGUCAGCAAAACCUCCAUCCCGACCUGGCGGGCGAAAGGGCCGCCGCGCAUGCCCGCUCAGACCCCAAGACCGGCGACGUCUUCAACUACAACCUCACACACAGCCCGGAACCCACGUAUCGCGUUUUCCGCACCUCAGCAUCCACCGGCGAGACCACGAUCCUGGCCACCUUCCCCGCCACGCCCGCCUACCUGCACUCCCUCUUCCUCACCGAAGACUACGUGGUCAUCUGCGUGUGGAACGCGCAUCUGGACGUCUCGGUCUUCGACACCCCCGUCCACAGCGUUCUCGACGCGAUAGAACCCUUCGACCCCACCAAGCCCUCAAUGUGGUAUGUCAUCGACCGCCAGAGCAGCCAGGGCCUAGUCGGCAGCUACGCCGGCCCGCCCUUCUUCUGCUUCCACAGCAUCAACGCCUGGCAGGAGCCGUCUGCCUUCAACAGCGCCGGGGGGGUCGACAUCGUCGCGGACCUCGUCAUGUUCGACAACCUCGACUUCCUCUUCUCCCUGUACUACGAGAACCUGCUCUCCAACAUCAGCCCCGCCAAAGCCCGCCUGGGCGCCCCCGGCCGCACCGACAGCACCCGCUCCACCGUCGCCCGCUUCCGGCUCCCGCUCAUCCCCGCUUACACUCCCGCGUCCCCCAACCCUCAGCCACAAAAAGCAAUCCUCGAACGCACCACCUGCAAACCCAUCUCCCCCGAACUCCCCACCCUCAACCCCAGCUACGUCACCCGCAAGAACCGGUACACCUACUCCAUCGGCGCCCGCGGCGAGUCCACCUUCUUCGACUGCAUCAUGAAACUCGACAACGACCACCCGGAGACCCCGCAGAUCUGGGCCCAGCAUGCACAUUCCCCAGGGGAACCGAUCUUCGUGGCGGACCCGCAGGGCACGAACGAGGAUGACGGGGUGUUGCUGAGCGUGGUGUUGGAUGGACAUUCCGGUAAGAGUUAUCUGCUGUGUCUGGAUGCGCGAGAUCUGUCCGUGCUGGGGAAGGCGAGGGUCGACGGGCCGGUGGCGUUCGGGUUCCAUGGGCAGCAUGUUCCUUUGGCGGGAGGGAUUAUUCCAACGGGUGAUUAUUGA
This is a messenger RNA of Aspergillus aculeatus ATCC 16872, 1701 nucleotides long. RefSeq names its product carotenoid oxygenase family protein. NCBI's taxonomy places the organism in Eukaryota, Fungi, Ascomycota, Eurotiomycetes, Eurotiales, Aspergillaceae. Gene Ontology annotation, molecular function: carotenoid dioxygenase activity. Bases 1 to 1701 code for a protein of 566 amino acids. Gene Ontology annotation, biological process: carotene catabolic process. The record is from RefSeq and is a predicted model, not a curated record. The transcript has 2 exons.